Messenger RNA from Gadus morhua (Atlantic cod), 2302 nucleotides. RefSeq names its product BUB3 mitotic checkpoint protein (gene bub3). The record is from RefSeq and is a predicted model, not a curated record. Bases 187 to 1161 code for a protein of 324 amino acids. The transcript has 7 exons. Gene Ontology annotation, molecular function: protein binding. NCBI's taxonomy places the organism in Eukaryota, Metazoa, Chordata, Actinopteri, Gadiformes, Gadidae.
AUCAACGCCCUCGCUGGAAGCGCUCUAACCACUUGUGUUGAAAAAUCACAGGAAGCUACACGCUAGCCCGUUAGCUUAGUUUAGCUAACUCAAUAACGUUGCAGAUUAAAUACUGCACAAGGACUCGGUUUUCUGUUGUUGCUAACGCGAUAAAGGUUUGGAUUGCGGUCACAAGAACCCAGAGCGAUGACGGGUUGCAUUGAGUACAAGCUGAACCAGGGCCCGGAGGACACCAUCUCCGCUGUCAAGUUCAGCCCCAGCACGGCCCAGUUCCUCCUGGUGUCUUCGUGGGACUGCACGGUCCGCCUCUACGAUGUCGCCGCCAACUCCAUGCGGAUGAAGUACAAACACUCAGAUCCAGUCCUGGACUGUGCAUUUUAUGAUCCCACACAUUCUUGGAGUGGUGGUUUGGAUGCACAGUUAAAAACCCACGACCUGAACACAGAUCAAGAUACGAUUGUUGGAACUCACGACGCCCCCAUCCGCUGUGUGGAGUACUGUCCGGAGGUCAACGUCAUGGUAACGGGGAGCUGGGACCGGUCGGUUCGCCUGUGGGACCCGAGAACGCCCUGCAACGCGGGGACCUUCACUCAACCGGAAAAGGUGUACACGCUGUCGGUGGCCAGGGACAGACUGAUCGUAGGAACAGCUGGGCGGAGGGUGCUGGUGUGGGAUCUGAGGAACAUGGGCUACGUUCUGCAGCGGCGGGAGUCCAGCCUCAAGUACCAGACCCGCUGUAUCAGAGCCUUCCCCAACAAACAGGGCUUCGCGCUGAGCUCCAUCGAGGGUCGCGUGGCGGUGGAGUACCUGGACCCCAGUCCGGAGGUGCAGAAGAAGAAGUACGCCUUCAAGUGCCACCGGCUGAAGGAGAACGGCAUCGAGCACGUCUACCCCGUCAACGCCAUCUCCUUCCAUGGCACCCACAACACCUUCGCCACUGGCGGCUCGGACGGCUUCGUGAACAUCUGGGACCCGUUGAACAAGAAGCGCCUCUGCCAGUUCCACCGCUACCCCACCAGCAUCGCCUCGCUGGCCUUCAGCAACGACGGCAGCCUGCUCGCCAUCGCCUCGUCCUACAUGCAGGAGCAGGGCGACAUCAGCCACCCCGAGGACGCCGUGUUCAUCCGGCAGGUCACAGACGCGGAGACUAAGCCCAAGUGAGGCUGACGCUCCCCGAAGUCAGCCUCACUUGGGCUUGGUGUGGAUAACAGCCACACUUGAUUGGUAUGUGGUUCACCGUUAAGCAACGCUGACGCGUUGCUUAACGGUGAACCACAAACCAAUCAGGUCUGGCUGUUUUCUAAUACAGGAGUACUGCAUCAUACGCCUUUUUGGGAACGUUCGCAUCGUCAGCGACGUUCCGUUGAGAAAAAUUGCGGGAAAGUUGGAUUUUCUUUUUCCAUUUGUACAAAUUGUCCUUGUGAGAGUUUAGGUUGAUGGGCCCACUUUUGAGCGGGAACGGAGCUGAUGUUGGCGUAUGAAGCAGUAGCCUCCUCGUAUUAGAAUAUAGAGUGAGCGGAAGGGCCGCAGCAUCAUGAUCUGCACAGGCCCUCUCGCUCUUCCAACAACCAGAACAAUUGAAAGACGCGCACACUCCCCGAUACACAACCCGACAAACUCCCCCACACACGCGUGCAAGGGGAAUAAUACUUUACUAGUGUCGGAAUAUCUGCAUUUAGGCUUCUUCUCAUACUGAAUUAUUGUUGUGAAUGUUGGUACAUUUUGAGUUGAACUUCUCGGCUUGUGCGUGAAGAUGUUUAUUCAUGAUGGAUGGUUAGCAGACUCCUGCACCAAACUCAGUUUGGUUUUCGUCAUACUACCUUUUUCUUUUUUAAACCCAACCGGUCCCACUCAAUUUGGGCCUAAAUGCAUUCAAGUUGAGAGGAAAGCAAAGCGUUGUUUCCUGGUGUUACCACCGUUUGAUUUCAUGGUUCCUCUGAUAAUUCCUCCCGCAAUGGCUCCCCAACAUGCACGCUGAACUCUACUGUUGGUAAGGUUGUUCUGGUCCCCCUCCUUUGGCCACUUUGAAGCUUGUGUGUACAGUUCUCCCCGGUCUCCUGUCCCUCAUCUACUCUUGCCUUUCUUCCUGUUUGUAAAAUGUUUUAACGUCGACUUUUCUCUUCCACCUGAUUUCCCCUAGUCUGAUGUCGCUGUCCUUCAUGUGCGUGUGUUUUUAUUCGUUUCUCCUCCUUUUAACGGAGAUAACUGAAGCCUCACGUUGACCCCCGACCCAACGCGGAAAAAAAGGCGCGUUUUCUACGUGAUGGAUUUAUAAUAAAAUGUGUAAAAAAAGGAAAAACUC